Molecule: messenger RNA, 1343 nt
Organism: Rattus norvegicus (Norway rat)
Lineage: Eukaryota; Metazoa; Chordata; Mammalia; Rodentia; Muridae
Gene: Psme2
Product: proteasome activator subunit 2
Exons: 11
Coding region: 3-719 (238 amino acids)
Biological process (GO): antigen processing and presentation of exogenous antigen
Cellular component (GO): proteasome activator complex
Source: RefSeq, marked provisional
GCAUGGCCAAGCCUUGUGGGGUUCGCUUGAGUGGAGAAGCCCGUAAACAGGUGGAUGCCUUCAGACAAAAUCUUUUCCAGGAGGCUGAGGACUUCCUUUGCACUUUCUUGCCACGGAAAAUCAUAUCCCUGAGUCAGCUCUUGCAAGAGGAUUCCCUCAAUGUGGCUGACCUCUCCUCCCUCCGGGCUCCUCUGGACAUCCCUAUCCCAGAUCCCCCACCCAAGGAUGAUGAGAUGGAAACCGAGCAGGAGAAGAAAGAAGUCCCUAAGUGUGGCUUCCUCCCUGGGAAUGAGAAGCUUCUGGCCCUGCUUGCCUUGGUUAAGCCAGAAGUCUGGACUCUCAAAGAGAAGUGCAUUCUGGUAAUCACAUGGAUCCAGCACCUGAUCCCCAAGAUUGAGGACGGAAAUGAUUUUGGGGUGGCAAUUCAGGAGAAGGUGCUGGAGAGAGUGAAUGCUGUCAAGACCAAAGUGGAAGCCUUCCAGACAGCCAUCUCCAAGUAUUUCUCAGAGCGUGGGGAUGCUGUAGCCAAGGCCUCCAAGGACACCCAUGUAAUGGAUUACCGGGCCUUGGUGCACGAGCGAGAUGAAGCAGCCUAUGGGGCGCUUAGGGCCAUGGUGCUGGACCUGAGAGCCUUCUAUGCUGAGCUUCAUCACAUCAUCAGCAGCAACCUAGAGAAAAUUGUCAACCCAAAGGGUGAAGAAAAGCCAUCUAUGUACUGAGCAAAGGAUUAGAAGGAAAAUAAAUGAUUUAUACUUUAUGUAUAUUACCUCUGUCGUUCAUUGAGAGAGCAUUUAUCGAGGGCCUCCAUUGUCUCCAUGGUAAUGAAUACGGUGAUGAACGUGGGAGAGGGUUGGCUGGAGGGAUGGCUCAGCAGUUAAGAGCACUGGCUGUUCUUCCAGAGGGACCCAGGCUCCAAUUCCCAGCACCCAGAAGAUGACUAAUAACUCUGUAACUCCAGUUCCAGGGGAUCUGGACACCCUCUUCUGACCUCUACAGACACCAGAUAUGCACAUAUGAUGUCCACGCAAAUGUGCAAGCAAAACACUCAUCACAUAAAGCAAAAACAAAAAAAAGUUGAAAGAUUAAGUGGGGGAGGGUUCUAGGAAGUCGAGGAUGGGCUUGAGGCCCAUUGUGUUUUUCACAGAUCAUUCUAAAGAAUGGGGUAGGGGCUGGAGAAAUGGCUCAGUGGUUAAAAACACUGACUGCUCAUCCUAAGGUCCUGAGUUCAAAUCCCAGCAACCACAUGGUGGCUCACAACCAACUGUAAUGAGAUCUGAUGCCCUCUUCUGCUGUGUCUGAAGACAGCUACAGUGUACUUAUAAAUAAAUAAAUAUUUUUAAAAA